AUGUCAACCUCAAUUACAAAAAUCGAUGAUGAAAGUGACCACAACGCUACGUACGAAAUCUAUCAAAAUCCAAGCAGAUCAUCAAACAUACCCAACGACAUAAUUGAAAUUUUUGAAUACUUAAGUACAAAUUCUAAAAUCGUAUUUAAAUCACAGCCACGAACUGAACCUGAACUUUUGCUAAAUGAAAAAGUGAAAUUGGCUCAAGAUAUCUAUGAACGCAAUCCACAAACCUUCCUAGUUCAGUUCGGUAUGUACUUACAAGAAAACCAUUUGCAGAACUUUGCCCGCCUCGCUAUAGCUCAAAGUGACCAAGAAUUACAUCACAUUAUCCGAGAUUAUCAAACAAAAUUAAAAACGCGUCAACAAGAUAUCAAGAACCGUCGAUAUGCUGCCUUACAAAAACUUAUAAAAGAAGGAGAGCAUUUUAGCGAGCAGGAAAUGAUGAAAAGAGCUCCAGAGUUAUAUCAAGAAUUGGUGGGUCACUACCUGAGUUUGGCGGAGAUAAAAGAACGUUAUAGUUAUGAUGUACGCAAUACAAACUUUUCGGGUAUAUUAAUACACACCUUGGAAUGUAAAGAAUUAAGCGAAGUACUAGAAAAAGCAGCUUUUAUCAUUACCAGUUCUUAA
Messenger RNA from Glossina fuscipes, 630 nucleotides. RefSeq names its product coiled-coil domain-containing protein 97-like. Bases 1 to 630 code for a protein of 209 amino acids. The transcript has 3 exons. Lineage: Eukaryota; Metazoa; Arthropoda; Insecta; Diptera; Glossinidae. The record is from RefSeq and is a predicted model, not a curated record.